AGAGAGAGAGAGAGGGAUUGCAUUUGGGGCUGAGACGAGCAGCCGAGUGGGCCGCAGGAACGCGUCACCGUCCGGGCUUUAGAUUCUGUGAAGAAACGGAUCGAUCUCGUGGGAUCGAUUCUUUGACCCGCACACCAUACGAGAAAGUCUUGCCCAAUUCCCGCAGCUCUUCUUCGCCGUCGUUGUCCAAGGACGAAGCAACCAGAGGAGAAGAGAAGCCGAGCGCAUCCCCGAUGAGGAAGGCCGGACCUGGUAACUCAAAGCUCAAGCUGUCCGUCCCCGGCCACGAAGCUUCUAUCGGCAAAUUCCUGACUCAGAGUGGUACGUUCAAGGAUGGGAAUCUUCUGGUCAAUAAGGACGGGCUCCGGAUCGUCUCUCACAGUGAAGAAGGCGGGCCACCUCUUAUAAAACCGUUGGACAACCAACUGAGUCUGGCUGAUUUAGAUGCCAUUAAAGUAGUUGGAACAGGUGGUGGUGGAAUCGUGCAACUGGUUCGUCACAAAUGGACCAGUCAAUUUUUUGCUCUCAAGGUUAUACAAAUGAACAUUCAAGAGGAUAUACGGAAGCAGAUUGCUCAGGAACUUAGGAUAAGCCUAUCAACCCAGUGCCCUUUUGUAGUCCUAUGCUAUCAGUGUUUUUAUGACAAUGGUGUUAUCUCUAUAGUCUUGGAGUAUAUGGAUGGGGGCUCACUUGCAAAUUUUCUGAAGGAUGUCAAAACAAUUCCGGAGCCAUAUCUUGCCGCAAUCUGUAAGCAGGUGCUAAAUGGUCUAAUUUAUCUGCACCAUGAAAAGCACAUUAUUCAUCGGGACUUGAAACCAUCAAACAUUUUAAUCAAUCAUAGUGGGGAAGUCAAGAUAUCUGAUUUUGGUGUGAGUGGAAUAAUUGCAAGCUCUUCGGGUCAGCGUGACACCUUUACUGGUACCUAUAACUACAUGUCUCCAGAAAGAAUCACCGGACAGAAACAUGGUCAUAUAAGUGAUAUUUGGAGCUUGGGUUUAGUUAUGCUGGAGUGUGCCACUGGUCAAUUUCCUUACCCACCUCAUGAUAGCUUCUAUGAACUGCUUGAAGAAGUCGUCGAACAACCACCUCCAUUCGCACCUUCUGAUCAGUUCUCUGCGGAGUUUACAUCAUUUAUUUCUGAAUGUUUACAGAAAAAUCCCACGGAUAGAAAAUCUGCGCAGGUUCUUUUGAAACAUCCCUUCUUGAGCAUGUACGAUGACCUGAAGGUUGAUCUUGCUUCGUAUUUCACCUCGGCUGGGUCGCCAUUGGCUACGUUUUAAAGGAUCGAGUCAUAUCCCGAGUUUGUUUUUCCAUUACAUUUGUGCUUUUGGAUCACUUUGUGAUGUUGUAUGAAUCGACAUAACGGGGUGGAGAGCAUGCUUUUGAUGUUGGCUCGUGUAACUUUGACGUGGAAUAAGUGUAAUCUUAUAUCAUCUGAUGAUGCACCAUUAAGUACAAGUUGUAUAAUCGACAGUGAGAUGCAAUGAAAAGUGUAGUCGUCUCUUGGUCA
Musa acuminata AAA Group (dessert banana) is the source of this 1510-nucleotide messenger RNA. RefSeq names its product mitogen-activated protein kinase kinase SIPKK. Gene Ontology annotation, biological process: MAPK cascade; protein phosphorylation. Gene Ontology annotation, molecular function: ATP binding; MAP kinase kinase activity. Bases 234 to 1280 code for a protein of 348 amino acids. The record is from RefSeq and is a predicted model, not a curated record. NCBI's taxonomy places the organism in Eukaryota, Viridiplantae, Streptophyta, Magnoliopsida, Zingiberales, Musaceae. The transcript has 8 exons.